UACACAUGUUUGCUUCUGGCAGCUGACAGCGCGUCAGUGGAACGCGCCACACCUUGACGGCCUUGCAACGCCAGCGGUAGCCUACACGGCGCGUCUCUAAACUAUCUUUUCCGUGUGCAUGUGGAUGAUGAGUCGGCGCGAUCACGUUCACGGCCAGCAGCAUCGUGUUUCGUUUGUUCCCACCGGCCAUGUCUCCCGCGCUCCUUGCCUUCAGCGACUGGGGCGGCCCUCGCUUUUACCCUCACCCACCCAAAGCUAAGUUGCAUCGUGCAGGGAGCAGCAGAGCCGCCUCGAUGAUGGACUCCGGCGCAAUCAAGCCCCCGCCGAAUGCCCACACGAAUGGCGGCGGCCCUGGCACCCACUACACCCACGGCGGCACCGACAGCGACCUCUCGCAAGUCUUGCAGGCGCUGCAGGCCAUCUACGACCCCUCCUCGAGCAACACCACCCGCCGUCAUGCCUCGGAGUACCUGGAGCAGGCGAAGCGGCACCCAGAGGCCCCCUCGCUCGGCCACACGCUGGCCAUCGACAAAUCGCAACCCGCCCAGCUCCGCCACUACGGCCUGUCGAUGCUGGAGCAUUCGAUUAAAUACAGCUGGGAGGAUUUCACAGUCCAGCAGGGCGAGGCUGUGCGGAACUACGUGGUGGACCUCGCCCAGAAUGUUGCGGAGGAAGACCCCGUGUAUCUGCGAAACAAGAUCGCCCAGCUCUGGACAGAAAUUGCGAAGCGGUCGUGGGCCGCUGAAUGGAUGAACAUGGACCAGCAGUUGGUAGAGCUCUGGCGGACGUCGCUGCACCAUCAGGGCGUCGUUUUGUACAUUUUGGAAACCCUGUCAGAAGAAGUGUUUAACCGCGAAGACACCACGGCCGGCCUUCGUGGCAGCGAGCUGGGGCGAGCUUGUGUCGAAAUCUUCACGCCCGCAAGUGUCCUCACCGACGAGCUUCCUUCACGGGACACAAAUCUAGAGGUGCGGUUUGACGACGAGGGCUGGCUCAAGCGACUCUGCGUCAAUCUGGACUGGUGUCUGUCCCAAGACUACCAGAAUGAUGAGCGCGUCCGCUUGUGCGCUGUGAAGACCAUGAAUACGCUCCGAGCAGCCAUGACCUGGGUCAUGCCAAAAGCCAUUGUUGCCGUCCAGCUGAUUGAACAUGUGUGCAAGGCUCUGGCGGUGCCUGUCGUUCCAUUACAGCAGGCUUCUGUUGAAGUUUUGCAGUCCAUCUAUUCCCGUCACCACCUCCACGACGAUGAAUUUGUCGAGUUGGUUUGCCCCAUGUUCACCCCCGGAACCGUUACCCUUCUGCGUGAAGUCUACCGCUGGACAUUGGCGGACAUGAACAUCAAUGACUUAAAUGACGAGAAAUACGUCCUUUGCAAAAAGCUCUCAGAGUUGGCCUCGAGUCUGGGAAACUACAUAGAACAAAAGCCACAGCUCAUUCCCGAAGGCAGCGAUCUUCCUGGCAUAUUUGGUCUUCUCUUCGACAUCUUCCGCAACCCGAGUCUUGUUGUGUCAAUACCCAUCCUUCACUGCUGGACUAAGCUCCUGCGCUCACGCAUAGUACGUGACUCUGAUGUCGUUACUCAAAUGAUUGGGGGUCUUUUGGCGACCUGUUGCGAGCGAUUAGUCCGUUACGAAGUGUUUCCUGAGGAUUCACAAGAUCCCACUUUCCUAUUCCUCAACGAAGAUAUCGAUACAGUCCCUGAGAGACAUGCUUUCCUUGGCAAUUACCGGAGAUUCUGUGCCGACAUCAUCGAGGUACUGGUGCGCCGGACCCCUGUGGAGGCUAUGGAACAUAUUCUGGGGCAAGCAACCACUAUGUUUCAGAACCUAUACCGCGAUCGACCUUCAUUUCAGCCCUCCAAUUUCUCCAAACAUUCUCAGCCUGUGCUUCUAGUUGAUGCACAGAUCACUGUCAUUGAUGCUGGCCUGAAAGGAUACCUUAAAUGGUUAUCCACUCAAGGAGUGGACCCACAGGAAGAUGAUCGGAAGCGGAAUAUCAUGGAAGAUUCUUUCGAGCAAUGGUGCCGUCAACUAUUGCAGGCUAGAUUCGAGGAUCCCGAAAUAUUGAAGAAAGUUAUCCAACUCAUGUCGACCUUUUCCAACAAGGCCCUCCCAAACCGACCCGCUUUUGCGCUCACCUUUCUUGAGUACAUUCUUAACACGAACGUUCCCGAGGAUCCAGCCCACCCACAGUAUUCAGAUGCUGCCAAGGAUGUAGAACGUAUCUGCAGUUUGGAGAUACAGAAACUGGCUAUGAAUUUUCCUGAUAAUUUCAUGGCGGUAUAUGAUGAACUCGAGCGAAAAAUUAACGAGAUCAUAUCGUCUCAGAAGAUGGAUGACCGGCAGUGCAUGGCAUUUUCCUCUUUCCUUUUUAUCAUAGUCCAUCGCAACACUACGCUUGAUGCUUCUGUCCGCGAAGAGCGUAUGAAGGGAAUUCUGGGCCAAGUUAAAGAUGCUUGGCGCAAUGAUGCAUUCACAAAGUCUCUCUCCACUUUUCAAUCCUUCUGCGGGGUUAUGGGGAUGGACCGUUUACCCGAAUUCCUCUCCACACAUAACUUCCAGAACGUUCAAGAUUGGUCUGAACAGCCACUUGAUGAGGAAGGCCAAGCUAUGCAAGCGGCCAUUCUCGAGCACUCUCAGCACCUCCCCCUCCGACUCACCAAAACUCUACUCGCAGCGUCGAUUGAGAAGCUACGUGAUGGCUCCGCAGCAUAUGAGACCGCUGCCGUUUUGUGGGCGGAAGCAAUCCCCACCAUCCUCCCCAACAUCCUUCAGCUCGUUAGCCAUGCGCAAGCAUUUAAUAACAUCGAGAGCAAUUGGUCUCACCUUCCACCUGAACUCCAGCAAGUGGUCCGUAAGGUACUGACAGACCGAUUCUGGCAGGCCGGGAUUUCUACAGAGAGCCGGGAUGACUUCUUCGCCCGUGUCAGUGGCUCGAAAUCGACAUAUGAGGGUUUUGCAUCUACUGUCCGAGGAACAGUGCGACAGAUUCGUGAGAGCUCGUAUUACAUCCUCUACUCCUUGACGCGUUUCCGAGACUUCUUCUACGGAAUUCCAGACUUGCCCGAACCGCUUAGCCGUGCCCUAUUCGGAAACGCACAUGCCUUGUCUUCUCAUCACUUAUCGGUGUUGUUGAGCGUCUCGACGCAUCUAAUUGAAGGUUGUCCUCCAGCACUUCGGAAAGACUUCCUGCCACCAAUGAUUCAAGGUCUGUUUAGAGAAUUAGAUCGGAAAAUAUCCUCAGAGUGGAAUAUCCUCAACCGGCAAAUUGCACAGUCUGGGGAAAACGAUAAUCUGACAGAUGAGAUGAAGAAUGAGAGUAUACUUCGGCAACUCACAUACUCUUCGGCCGCACUUGUCUCGGUUUUAUUAGACCCUAGUCGAAAUGACCCCCCCGGUUCAGAUAGCACACCAUCCCAUGAUAAUCCGAUGUGGAAGUUUAUUGUCAGCACUGGGGCCGUUCUCGAACCGAUUCUCCUCUUCUGCACAUCUAUGCUCCGCGUCCGAGAUUCCCGUUCCGUUGUCGCCGUUCUCCGAGUCCUUCGAAACCUCAUCCCCCGAUUCCGAGAUAAGUCAGCCGUUCGAGACUUCUACUGUAAUGAUAUUUUCAAGAAUGCGAUCACCAGUCUACAUGAGCCGUAUUUUGUGGACUGUCAGAAAGAUUUAGCGAGUCUAAUUGCAGCUAUCAUCCAUUUAGAUGAGGAUAUUCCUAGGUCGAUCCUGCUGAGCUUGCCGGGUAUGGGAGAUACAUAUCGCGUCGAUCGGCGAUUGUCGAAGUUGCGUGGUGCGAACAGGAACGAUGAGAGGCUCCAGCGCUCCAUUGUGCUAGAUCUGCUCUCCAGCGUUCGAGGCGUUAGCAUCCACGAGCAAGGCAAGAUCGAGCGCGCAAAACCGAAAAGAAAGACGGCAUUUCAGGAACAGUACAUGAGCGUCGAUCAGCCUCCGACUAUUGUUCGAGGCACUUCUCCUGGUCUGGCUGGAGUGGCGGACAUGUUUAGUGAUGUGUGAGUGUGGAGACAGGGAAAGAAAAAGAUCAGUCAGUCGGUACGGUUAUCCCACUUUCAAAUUUGAUUCCGAAGUCAAAAUGCAUAGCGAGGGGUUUUGAAAGGGGCGGUGGCUUUUAUUCCAAUCAGGGCGCUUUCGGGUUGGCAUGUUCGUUCGCUGAAUUGACGGCCUCGAUUGUCAUGGUUUGGCGUUGGCUAGAUUCGACACUAUGGCGAUGCAUGGACUGGCGGGCUUUCCUUUGUUCUCUUUACUGUAUGGAUGGUGGUGGGUGG
Messenger RNA from Lindgomyces ingoldianus, 4276 nucleotides. Its product is annotated as ARM repeat-containing protein. Gene Ontology annotation, molecular function: small GTPase binding; RNA binding; nuclear export signal receptor activity. The transcript has 9 exons. The record is from RefSeq and is a predicted model, not a curated record. The coding region runs from base 189 to 4007 and encodes 1272 amino acids. Gene Ontology annotation, biological process: RNA export from nucleus; protein export from nucleus. Gene Ontology annotation, cellular component: nucleus; RNA nuclear export complex; cytoplasm. Lineage: Eukaryota; Fungi; Ascomycota; Dothideomycetes; Pleosporales; Lindgomycetaceae.